AUGCGGACCGCCCGGCAACGCCAGGGCGUCACUCUUUUCAGACCCGUUUUUAUGAACGCCGUCGAGGUCGGCUACUCGUGAGUUUUUGCAAAAUUCAGUGUUUUUAGGGGAAAAAAUUGAGCGAAAAACGAUGAUUUUUUGCAGAUACGCGCACUGCGACCGCGACAAAAAGCUGAACGUGCGCGGCGUGACGAUCGCCCUGUGGCACUUUAUCUGCCGCGGACACCAGGCGAUCGCCCUCCUGCCCUACUGCUUCAAGAACUACGCGGAGAAAUCGUCGCGCUACUCGGAGCUCAUGAUGCUCUACCGGCUUAAUCUGAUCGAGUUCACGCCGGGCUACGGCAGCGAAAAGUACGCCGAAGUCAAUCGGAUUAUGGUGAAUCGGGCGUACGAGACGGGCGGUUGUCUCGUCGCGCGCAGCCAAAUGCAGGGAAUCACCGACAACAAGACGCACCUGAUCGACGUCGUCGAGCAGAGGUUUGUGAGGGAGAUUUUUAGAAAUGUUCAAAAACGAUUUGAAAGAGCAUUUUGUAGACCUCACGGUCUCCAGAGCGUAGAACAUUGGCGCGAAAUUCAAAUUUUAACAGCAAAAUUUGUGUUUUUUGCCAGAUUAGCCACGAAAAACCGAUAAUUUCUCAUUUUUCUCUCGAUAGACCGAUUGUAUAGGCUAUUACGAAUUUUUUUAGCGCAAGAGCGUUAAAUUUGGUCAAGUCGCAAAUCACAUUUAUCCGUUUGAAGGUUUUUCGCUAAAACUGCGUGAAUUUCAGUUGCUUUUCGAUAGUUUUCGCGGUUCGAGCGCUCAAAAUGCUUGUAUUUACGUGAUGUAUCAUUCUCAAAACCAAUUCUGUCGGAAAACGGUCGAGAAAUCGCAAAAUGAGAAGUGCGGUUUUGAGGCGGCGAUUGGCGGCGAACGCGAAAAAGCAAAGUCCGCGAAAAAUGCGCCAAAACGUCAUUAAUUGUGAGAAUUAGUGUGUUUUCAUGUCGAACAAUCAUUUUUCAUUGCCUUUGACCACAAAAAUCAGAGAAAACCUGCUCAAUUCAUGAAAACGCCAUUUGGCCGAGGCCACGCCCAUAUUGUCAGCUCUGGAGACCGUGGCGCCUACGAAAAGCGUGCGCCGAAAUGUGCCAAGCCCUGGAAAUUUGUAAAAAUCUUGCAGACUGCUGAUGCCGACGUUCAACGGCGACGACAUAAUGUUUCCGAUCGACGGGCCGCUCGGCCGAAACGGACCGAGCCUGAAGCAGACUCUCGAGUGCGAGCAGGGCUCGACGGACUGGCGGGCGUGCUCGGAGCACCAGUUGCUCCUCUCGGAUCAGCGGCAUUGGCUCGAAAAGUUGGCGUUGUUGGUGCCGGAGAAGGUGGCGUGGACCCGGAUGGUGCAGAUUAUUCAGGCCGGCGGCGACAUGGCCUCCGCCAGCAAUGAGGGACUUUAUGUGAAUGAGUGGGCGGAAAGAAGCGACAUUUUUGCAAGUUUUUGUUUUCAGACCGCCCAUGAUACCGAGUCCUCCGUUGGCUCCUCUCGAGAAUCCAUUCAAUCGGAACUCGACUGCUCCGACGUGUUCCAACUCUUCGAUCGUUCCGCCGCUCGUCGACGAUCCUCUUCCACCUCAUUCUGCUGUUCCGAUCUCCAACUCCGGCAACUUUGCACACCACCUGCCAAACCCCCAUCAACAGUACCAAAUUAUGAAUCGUCAUCGUCAUCUGACCACCGGAUCCGGGUCCCCGUCGCGACGUUUUCAUCAUCACCACCCGCACCAUCAGAAUCAGAAUGACCACCAGAAUCGUGGACGACGUCAUCACUCGCCGACGCGCCUCAUUCUCCGCUAUGGGCCCACUGGCAACGGCAACGGAAGCGCCACGUAUCGAUCGAAACAUUCGGCGACGACCGAUUCGGUCGAAUCGACGGCGAGCACGCAGUCGAGCGGAUCUGCCGGCAUCGGAGGAGAAGCUGUGGUGAGCAAAGUUUACUCGAAGAGCUGACCGAAAAAUAGUUUUUUUUUUUUUGCAGAAUGUGUGCUCCGGAACAGACGUGGACGAAGACGUGGCUCGUUCGCUGAACGCGCAGCUGAUUGAAGAGGCGCGGCGAGACGAGGAGAAGCGGAAGCAGGCGGAAGCGGCGCAGAAGCGGAAGGACGAGUUGCUGGCGAAGCUGUCGCAGAUUUUUGGAUACUCGAAGGUUGGUAACAAAAAAAUUUGGGUGCCUCAUGCUGCUAGAAUCAAACCAGCGACCUUCUGUUGUUACUAGACAGAUGAGGCGGAGUCCCGUGAGGCCCGGGAACACUUUGGCCGUGAUAUGGGGAAUGGGAAAUGUACGACUUUCCAUAAAAAUUGGACAGAAUUGUGUAGUUUCUGUCAAAGUCUGUACUUUCAGUCGGUGCGAGUGAUGGCCAAGUUCCCGAGCAUUCAAACGUUUUGUCUUUUGGUGGAAAAGUGCAUUCAAGAGGCGGACGUCGACGGAGACGAAUACGAAUUUGCGGAUGUGUGGGCCGAGGAUGACGCGGACGACUUGAGGACGGCGAUCGAGGAUACGGAUAUUAUGGAUCUACAGAAUCGGAUCGAGACGACGGACCUCAUUGAUUUUUCGGAUGAGCAGCUCGUGGAGCCGGAGCACGAAGAAAAAGGAGAAGAAGAAGGGGAAAAGGACGAACCGAUUGUGGACUUGAUGAAUUAA
Molecule: messenger RNA, 2669 nt
Organism: Caenorhabditis sp. 36 PRJEB53466
Lineage: Eukaryota; Metazoa; Nematoda; Chromadorea; Rhabditida; Rhabditidae
Source: the annotation of a GenBank genome assembly